Molecule: messenger RNA, 4032 nt
Organism: Cornus florida
Lineage: Eukaryota; Viridiplantae; Streptophyta; Magnoliopsida; Cornales; Cornaceae
Exons: 2
Coding region: 1258-3690 (810 amino acids)
Source: RefSeq, a predicted model, not a curated record
UUGAAUCUGGACAUUAAAAAAGAGAAAAAAAAAUCUGAAUUGGAUUGCAUUGGAAAUCUGCAGAGAUUGAAUCUGGAACUAUUUUUAUCAACAUGCCAAGCUUUUUGAAGAUGGAAAUCUUUUCAGAACUAAAAAAAAUAAUCAUAACAAGAAGUUUGACAAGCAAAAGUACUUAAUAUAGGGUAAAGCUCUAAAGUUACUUCUUGACAAUUAAAAUACUUACAAAAAGCAUGCUUUUGAGUGAAUUCCGUAGUGUUGGAAGGGGCUUGCCAUGAACUACCUCACACUCUGCUUCCACUGGUAGAUUCUCAAAUAGGAUUAGUAAAUUGGUCAAAAUAAGAGAUAGGGUACUGAGUGGUGAAUCGUUCAGAAAUAAAUUGGUGAUUAUAAAUUUUUAAUAUGGAUUUGCGUUUAAUUUCCAAAUCUUUGUUGGUGUGUUUGAUUCUUAUUGAAAUUCAUACAUAAACAUGUUAUAUAUUGAUUGAUUUUUGUAAGGAUAGCAUUCACGGCUAGAACCCUGGAACCAAAUUGAACUGAACCAAAACAAACUGGUUCCAUUAGGACUAGUUUGGUUCCAAAAUACUCCUAAAUCAGUCCAAACCGAACCGUGUGAUAACUCGUGCUUCUUGAAGUUCUUAUUACAAGCUUAAAACGAACAACCAGACCGGAGUAACAAUGAAAAAAGUGGGUCUCACUGUUAUAAUUCAUCUCCACUAACAAUGUUCAAACCCUAAUUUCUUGGUCCCACUCAACAAUUUCCACAUCUAUUUUAGCUUGCCAAUUCAGGUAAGUUUUCAAGUGCUCAAAGACUGCGAUCAUUCAUGAUUUCCUGUAUCUGACACUUUCUUUCCGAUCCAACAAUCAAUUUUUCACAACAAAGGAACAGAAUGUGUUUGUUUAAAUGUUUGAAUUAAUCAAAACUAAUGUACAUUCCAAUACAAUAUUGUUCUCAAUAUUGGUGAAAUAGUAUCCAACUGUGUAAUUGAGAAUUCUAGCUUGUCUCAUCAGAUUGGAGUUGGACAUAGUCUCGAACAUAACCAUAAAUUUAUUUGGGUCGAACUUUGAGUGUCACAGCCCCUUCCAUUUAGAACUUGACCCAACCUGCUCAAUCCUUUGCAACCUGGCUGAUUAGUGCCAACACCUAAAAAAGAGAAGAUCAAUCUCCAAACCCUAAUCAGUGACUCGGUGAGGUGUGCUUAGCUUGUUCGCAUACAACAAGCAUAACUAGUGGAGAAGCCUGACAGAGAUAUUAACCACAUGGGCACGAGAGUGGAAAAAGAGGAGACCUCGCCCGGUAAUAUUGGGAAGAAGUCUAAGAAAAACAAGAAGAAUGUAGCCAAUAGUUUGGAAGAGGCAGUUGACUGCAUAGAUGUAGUGCCUAGUAAGGUGGAGGCUAAUGUUAAAUCGAGCAAAGAAGAUAGGAGAAGGAAGGAUAAGAAGAAAGAAGAGGUUUGGAAUGAUGUUCAAAUUGAUGGGACUUCUGAUGAAGCUGUCAAUGUAAAGUAUUGUGCAAAAGUGGAUAACACUCGUCAACAGGAGAAGGAUAGGAGGAAGAAAAAGAAGCCGCCAAAAUUGGAAGCUGCUGAAGAUAAUGAUACUUCAAAUAAUGUGUCUCACAUGGAAGGAGAGGAGAAUAGAAGAGUGCAGACAAAUGGUGGCAAGGAUUCAGGACAUGAAAAUUUGUUGAAAGAUAGAAAAGACGAGAAGAAGAGGUGCAAGAAGGUUAGAAAGAAAGGUGAGAGUGAUACUGUUUUGUCUUCAAUGGAAAUCCUUGAGGACAAUAAUAUGAGAAAAGUUGAUGCGGUUAAUCGGCAGAACAGCUUUGAGAAGGAAGAUGUCACUGAAAUGAAGAAUGAUGUAGUGCCUAGUAAGGAGGAGGGUAACGUCAAAUCAAGCAAAGAAGAUAGGAGAAGGAAGGAUAAGAAGAAAGAAGAGGUUUGGAAUGAUGUUCAAAUUGAUGGGACUUCUGAUGAAGCUGUCAAUGUAAAGUAUUAUGCAGAAGUGGAUAACACUCAUCAACAUGAUAAGGAUAGGAGGAAGAAAAAGAAGCCGCCAAAAUUUAAUGCUGCUGAAGAUAAUGAUACUUCAAAUAAUGUUUGUCACAUGGAAGGAGAGGAGAAUCGAAGAGUGCAGUCAAAUGGUGGCAAGGAUUCAGGACAUGAAAAUUUGUUGAAAUCCAGAAAAGAUGAGAAGAAGAGGUGCGAGGAGGACAGAAAGAAAGGUGAGAAUGAUACAGUUUUGUCUUCAAUGGAAAUCCUUGAGGACAAUGAUAUGAGAAAAGUUGAUGUGGUUAAUCGGCAGAACAGCUUUGAGAAGGAAGAUGUCGCUGAAAUGAAGAAUAGAGAACGAAGGGCUAGAAAGAGGAACAAAAGGAGAAGGGACAUGGAGGAUGGUGAUCUAAAAGAACACAAGAAAAUCACAGAUGGAAAAGAGGUUGAAAAAGUGAGGGAGGACUUUAACGAGGAUAUUGUGGAGAAGGUUGAAAAGAAGAAGAGAAAGAGAAAGAAGAAACUGGAUGAGGAUGACUUGAGUGCUGGAUUUCAAGAAAUUGUGGCUAAGGAACAUAAUAAUGAAAGGACUACUGUUGAAGAUAAAGAUUUUGUUUACAGUGAAGGUAAUACUAAUUCAAGUAGGAAUAAGAUGGUCGACAAAGAGAUGAAAAAUGUCAACAAAGAGAAGAGGAAAAAGAAGCUGCCUGAUACAGUUGAAAGUAGUUCCAAAGAUCCUAAAUCAGAAGGAAAAUCUAAGAAAGUUAGGUUUUCUGAUCAUGUAGAGGUCUUCCCAUUGUCUGAUGAUCCAUUUACGUUGAACACAAAAGAACAGGAAGAUAAUUUAGUUCGAGGCAAGCGGUUCUCACUAGAAGAAGAUGAGAUGGUUAAAGAGGCUGUAUAUAACUACAUAAAGGUGAAUAACUUGGGCGAAGAAGGUUUGGACAUGGUUCUGCACUGCAAGGAUUAUCCCCAAAUUAAAAAUUGUUGGAAGGAAAUAGGGGCUGCCCUUCCUCAUAGGCCUUAUGUGAGCAUAUACUACCGUGCUCAUAUAUUGUUUGAAAGGGAUGAGAAGCGUGGAUGGACGCCUGAAGAGUAUGAAAUUAUCAAAAAGUUCCAUGAAGUACAUGGGCCAGAUUGGAAGACGUUGGCUGACGAGCUUGGCAAACAUAGAUUUCACGUGAAGGAUACUUGGCGCAGAAUAAAGCUAUCUAGCAUGAAGAAAGGACGUUGGUCCCAAGAGGAGUGCCAGAAUUUAUUUAAUUUAGUGAAUAUGGAUCUGCGAAUGAAGGUUUUUGAGGAAAAGUACUCCAAACACGGCAUGUUGAGGGAUAAUAUCUGUUGGAGUGCUAUUAGUGAUAAGUUGUCCACUCGUUCCAAUCAAACUUGCUGUAAGAAAUGGUACUGCCAAUUAACAUCACCUAUGGUGGCUGAAGGUGAAUGGGCUGAUGCUGAUGACUAUCGCCUGCUUACUGCACUUUAUAGCUUGGAUGAAUGCUGCAUGGAAGAUGUGGAUUGGGACAAUCUUAUUGACCAUAGAUCUGGAGAUGUAUGUCGAAAGCGUUGGAACCAAAUGGUCCGUCAGAUAGGUCAACCUGGGAAUAAUUUGUUUGCUGAACAAGUUGAAAUUCUAUCAAAGCGCUAUUGCCCUGAUUUACUUGAACCAAGAGAGAUCUGGGACAACAAGCCUGUCCUUCCUUGAUGCUACUAUUGUAUUUGGUUGCUAAGUACCUUAUUGGGAAUCACUUGCUGGUGAAGAUAUAGCAAUUCAUGUAUCUACAUGGCAUUGUGAUUUAGAGAUUUGGUGGCCUUGGUUAAGCUCUCAUAAUUGGCUUGGACGUGACUGAGGGCUAUAAACACUUGCACAGCUGGGUAAGUUUGCCCAGAAACUUUGGAAGUUCUGGUUAGUGGGUGUUUUUUUUUCUUUUUUUUGUUUUACAUGGUUUGUCGAUUUCUCCUCUCAAUUGCAAUUUUCUUCUUUUUUUUCCAUCAAUUUUUCCUUCUUAAAUAGUAAUUGCUUAAAUUUCCAUAUUUAUUGUUGAUA